AGGAUCCAGUCCAGUCACCAAAUUCUUUUGAGAAAAAAAUGUAAUUUGGGUAUGAUCUAUGGUCAAUGCAAAUCACAGGAAGCUCUGGUUUCCUGUUUCCUGUUUCCCAAUUCAUUUCUGUUCUGUUACCCCUCCCCCGUUCCUUUGUAUAUUUUCUGUUGGGCCAUUGGAGACAGGUCACUCUCUCUAGGAGAUCAGACUUAGAGCUGUCUGGAAGAAGGCCCACAGCUGUUGGAAAGUACAGGUGUGAACAAGAUGGACUCCAACAUCUCUCUUCUCAUGAAUAUGUCUGCAGGGAACCCCAUGAAUAUGUCUGCAAGGACCCAGUCAGUAUCUGCAGGUCAUGUCGCUCUGAAUGUCUUCUCAUAUUUGAUGUUUGCAGUCACCUUUGUCCUUGGCGUGCUGGGCAACGGGCUCGUGAUCUGGGUGGCCGGCUUCCGCAUGGUACGCACAGUCACCACCAUCUCUUACUUGAACUUGGCCGUUGCGGACUUCUGUUUCACCUCCACAUUGCCAUUUUUCAUUGCCUCCAGGGCCAUGGGAGGGCACUGGGCAUUUGGUUGGUUUAUGUGCAAGUUCAUAUUUACCAUAGUCGACAUAAACCUGUUUGGAAGUGUCUUCCUGAUCGCCCUCAUAGCACUAGACCGCUGUAUUUGUGUCCUGCAUCCGGUCUGGGCUCAGAACCACAGAACCGUGAGCCUGGCCAAGAAAGUGAUCAUUGUACCCUGGAUUUGUGCUUUUCUCCUUACCUUGCCAGUUAUCAUUCGUGUGACCACAGUUCCUAAUAUACUUGAACCAGGGAAAACAAUGUGUACUAUUGACUUCUCCCCCUGGACGGAAGACCCUGUAGAGAAGAAGAAGGUGCAAGUCACCAUGCUUACUGUCAGAGGGAUCAUCAGGUUCAUCAUUGGGUUCAGCACACCCAUGUCCAUUGUAGCCAUUUGCUAUGGGCUCAUAGCCACUAAAAUGCACAGGCAAGGCCUGAUCAAAUCCAGCCGUCCCCUGCGGGUCCUUUCUUUCGUUGUGGCUGCCUUUUUCCUCUGCUGGUGCCCUUAUCAGAUAGUGGCCCUAAUAGCCACAAUCAGAGUCCGUGAACGCCAGAAUGCUAUCACUCCAAACCUCAUGGUUGCAGUGAAUGUCACCAGCGCCUUGGCUUUCUUUAACAGCUGCCUCAACCCAAUCCUCUACGUCUUCAUGGGCCAGGACUUCAGAGAGAAACUAAUCCACUCCCUGCCAGCUAGUCUAGAGAGGGCUCUAAGCGAGGACUCAGCCCAGACCAGUGACACAGGCACCAACUUGAGCACCAACUCCUCUCUACCUUCUAAAGACAAUGUACAAGCAGCGUGAAGAGAGAGCCCCAACGCUAAGCUUUAUCUGCUUUCAGUUCCCCUGUGCUUUGUAUAGACAUUCCCUGUUGACCUAUACACUCAUUAGAAAAAAAAACCUGAGAUGAAUUUUUGGACUUUUAUUACCUCAACCCAAGAUAGUCAAUAAAGAGAAAAGGCAAAAAGAACAUACAUUUUCUUGUUAGUCUGAGAUACUUAUAAACGACAGCUAGUGCUAUAGUGUUGUUACUAAUACUAUCCACCUCUAGUCCCCUCACAGGAUGUAAACCCACAAAUUCUCCUAAGUGUCCUUCUGUGGCUAAUGUGUGCAUGUUUACUUUAGAAAAUGAAGGAAGAAGGGGAAAGACUCCUAACCCUUGAACUGCACAAUUUCCUGAUCCCCUGUGUUGAAAUAUUUUAAAUAAUUGAAAUAUCAUAUCACUUGCCCUCAUAAGACCAGUGUUUUCCCUCAUGGCUUUCAGUACAGCUACAACCAAAUUAGUCCAAUUUGUACAGUAUCUGGUAUCUGAAGUACCUGCUCCAAGGUGAAUGAACCCAGAAGGGUACUCCAGGUUUUACUGUCAGCAACAGUGAAUAAGUGCCACUCAGCACACACCACCAUCCCUCCAGCAGCCCCCCCACCACACACCUGCGUUUGUUGUCAUUUGAGUUCUUUUGAUCUUGACCACUCUGACUUGAGUAAGAAGAAACCUAAAAUAGUUUCCUGCUAGAUAAGGAUUUUCAACAUCCAUUUCAAUGUUUUGUAACCAUUAGUAAUUCCUCCUUUGAGAAAUCUGUCUUUAAAUUGGGUUGUUUGCUUUCUUGAUGUUUAGCUUUUUUAUUUUUAUUUUACUUAUUUGAUUUUUAGCUCUUUGUAUGUUUUAGAUACUAAUCUGCUGUCAGAUGUCCAGUGGAUAACGAUUUUUUUUCCAUUCUGUAGACUGCCUCUGUACUUAAGUGCUUAUGUUCUUUGUUGUAUAAAAGUUUUUUAGUGACAUUGGGUCCCAUUUAUUUAUUGGUGAUCUUAACACCUGUACUUUAAGGUUCUAUUUUAAAAGUUUUUCCUAUGACAAUGAGUUCAAGUGUAUUCCUUGCUUUUUCCUAUAUCAGAUUCAAGUCUCUUGUUGCAGUCCUUAAUCCAUUUGAAGCUGAGUUUUGUGCAGAGUGAGAAUAAGGAAUCAGCUUUUUUUCCUUUACAUGUGGCUAUCAAGGUUAUCCAGCACCAUUUGUUGAAGAUGCUUUCUACUGCAGUGAUUAUUGUGGGAUUAUUGAGGGAUUAUUGUAGAUCUGCAGUCAGUUUCGGUGAUCAAUGGGUUUGCGUUGAAGCCAGGGGCGGGCUGUUUUUAUUAGAUCUGUACGGAUCUGCAGCACAGCUAUAUAGGGCUAGGAGGUGCUGUGCAUGCCACUAGAAAGGAAUCAGUAGGCUUAUCCAUUGGUGAGGACUGAGAGCUCAAAUAACAACCAUCCUGACAAGUCAUAUCCAUUGGUACAAUACUGGCAUAAACAUCAUGAGAUUAACCAGCAACAUUUUUAUUGGAUUUAAAGCCCACUACAAAAAUCAAAACCCAUAUCUGCCACCAUGCUCAGAGCCAUGAGCCUCUGACUAAAGAGGUUAUAGGCCCUAGAUGAGAACCUUCGACUGCUAUUCUAACUAGACAUAGUGUUAACCAACUAGUAGUGAGUAUCAUUCUACACGUAGAGUAGUGCAUCUCUCAGCUCUCAUCAGAGAAGGUUCAUUUUCCUGGAGAUAAUAAAAACUACAGAGAUCCGCACUUGGUUAAGAUGUAGAGAACAAAAGACUAAUGAAUGCUCAAUCCCAAAUGGAAAAUGUAUAUCACACACAAUCCUCUCAAGGUUCAGGGGAUCAUUGUGAAACAGAGACUGUGUUAGGGAACAAAAAGAUUGUAAGAGUCAGAGGUGGCAGCUGUCUACAAGGAAAUAGAGUUUUCUGGGCACCACAAGGCAGUGGCACAUACAAAGCUACAGGGCUUAUGACAUUGUGAAUGAUGUUCGUGCAAGCUAAAGCCAAACCAAAUCUCAGUAUGGAAAGGAGAGGUGAGCAUGAAGUACCAUGCCUAACUGAGGAGCUAUUGGCAAUUGGAAGAUUGUAGGAGUGUCUUUUUUCACGGGUUGAUCUCUGGAAGAUCAGCCAUGCUCCACUGGAAGGCCACAUAUCACAGAGUAUGUGAUUUAUUAUAUUUUUUGGAUGGGCUUUUUUAAAAAGAAAUAAGAGGUGGCUGGAGAGAUAGCUGAGCAGUUAAGAGCACUGGCUGUUCUUCCAGAGGACUUUCUUUCAUUUUCCAGCACCCAUAUGCCAACUCACAACUGUCUGUAACUCCAGUUCCAGA
Alexandromys fortis (reed vole) is the source of this 3673-nucleotide messenger RNA. It is a transcript of the gene Fpr1, whose product is annotated as formyl peptide receptor 1. The record is from RefSeq and is a predicted model, not a curated record. The coding region runs from base 256 to 1347 and encodes 363 amino acids. Gene Ontology annotation, molecular function: complement receptor activity; N-formyl peptide receptor activity. Gene Ontology annotation, biological process: inflammatory response; complement receptor mediated signaling pathway; positive regulation of cytosolic calcium ion concentration. NCBI's taxonomy places the organism in Eukaryota, Metazoa, Chordata, Mammalia, Rodentia, Cricetidae. Gene Ontology annotation, cellular component: plasma membrane. The transcript has 2 exons.